Molecule: messenger RNA, 1725 nt
Organism: Sphenostylis stenocarpa
Lineage: Eukaryota; Viridiplantae; Streptophyta; Magnoliopsida; Fabales; Fabaceae
Source: the annotation of a GenBank genome assembly
AUGGCCGUAUCUGUGGACCCGCCAGCCCUUUUCGACCCGGUUCGCAACUCGGCCCCGCGACACCAUCAUCACGCAUCCUUCCUCCUUCAUCCUCGGACCGAGACUCCGAAAAUCGCCGCAGUCGGUUUCCAGACGACACCGAUGGUGAAACCGGAGCCUGGUGUUGGACCCAGAAAUCCGGGAAUUAGAAGAUUUGGGUUGAGAGCUGAAAUUGAUACUUCUCCGCCGUUCGGGUCUGUCAAGGAAGCGGUGACACAUUUUGAACGAGCCGGACCUAGGAGCUUUCACAAAUUUGGAGAGGCUCAAGAUUUUGACAUAAAAAGAGUGGAAGAAGAAGCAGCAAAGUUGGAAAAGGAUUUGAUAGUGAAAGAACUUGAAACACUUGAUGUGCUUGAAGAACUGGGAGCUACCAAAGCAAUUUUGGAGGACUUAAAGUUGCAGCUACAAUCAGAAGCAUUGAAUUGUUUUGCAACUCGAGGUGAAAAUUCAUGUGAACAGGUUGGAGCUGCUGUUAGAAAUUGUGUGAAUGGUAUCAACAAUGAAGAACAGACAUUGCAAAGUUCGAGUCCAUGUGCAACUUCAUCACCUGAUCUGUUCUUAGUGGAGUUAAGACAAGCUAAAAUGAGCCUUGGUAAAACCAUAAAUGAUCUUGGAGUGAUACAAUCUUCUGUUGAAACUUUGAAUAAGAAGAUGAAGAAGGAAAGGCUUUUUGUUGAGAGGACACGGGAGAAGCUAGCAUCGAAGUUUGCAGCUGUCUCUACUGAAGAAGUUACCAAAACAGAAGCAAGGUUUAAUCCACCUGAAGCUACUGUAGGAACAGGGAGGAGUUUUGAAUUUGAUACUGGACAGUGCAAUGGAAUGAGUGAAACAAGAAGCUCUGAAGUUUUAAGGCCCUUCUCUGAGUUUGGAGAUAAUGGAUUUAGUAUUAAGACUGCUGAAAUGAGGUGGUUUGCGGCUAAAAAGAUGGAAGAAGCUGCAAUGGCAGCAGAAGCCGUUGCUCUUGCUGAAAUUGAGGCCCUGUGUUGCCCUGAGAUAUCAUCUGAAUUUGCUCUUCCAGAACAUCAGAAAAUGGUCUUUGCCUUACGGGAGAACUCUCCUCUAAAUCCUGUUGGUCAAAUUCCUCAGGAGUCAACCUUGAAGACGAUAAUAGAUUCCAAGUUCCAAAUGGACAAAGUAGCUAUUUCUAAACUGGGUAUUUUGAAGAAGUUUGAGGAAGCAACAGAAGAAGUUCUACGCAGCAAACAAGUCUUGGCUGAGGCAUUAAACAGUGUUGAAAGUGCAAACAGAAAACAGCUUGCUGCUGAAGAGGCUCUUCGUAGAUGGAUUCCCGAAGAUGAUCUAAAAGGAAAGCCAUUGAUUGAGAGCAGCAUGUUUAAUCAAGCUGGAAAUUGUCAAGAUUCUCCUCUACCAGAUGUAAUCAGAUCGAUUACAACUAGCAAUGACCCGAAGCAGACCUUAAGGUCUACGGUUUCAAUGAGAGAGGUACUUAGUAGAAAGCAAGUUCCUGAAGAUUACACUACGACAAAGGAUAUGGAAGAGCACUCUGAAAGGAAGGUAGCAUUGAGUCAAAUGCUUCGAGCAUUGAGGAAGGAUCAAACUCUACCUACAAUACCUGAGAAAGAUGGGAGCAUUAAUCAAAAGCAAAAGCAUGUCACAGCACCUAGGAAAAAGUUUAGUUUCAUCCAAAUAUCAUUCCCCUUGGGAAAGCGAAGUAAGAAGACAUGA